AUGACGGCUGUAGCAAACCCACAGACCUUUCCGCAGAUUUCACGACCAGCAUGGGGCACGAUUAACGGAAAUCACCAAAUGAACCCAGACGACGCACGAGGGGGCAUCGGCAUGUUUGUGCCGCGCAAAACCUUGUCGCGGACCAACUCGUCGUCGUCCGUCUCUUCAAACUCGUCAAAUUCAUCUGCCACCACAGUCGCUUCGAAUGGAUCUCAACCCAAUGGCACUCCCAUGUCUUCGACGACUGAUUUGAGCCAAUGGUCAGCCAACGGAGCACCUCGGAAGCGACCUCAGCCCAAGAGCGCUUGGCCGGCCGGAAAAGGCGACUUCCAGCAGGACGUUUCCAGACUUGCCAAUAAUCGGACUGCCGGGAUGAUGGUAUCUCAUGGGCCGGUGCAAACCGGCUCUGGUCAAGUCCAGAUGACGCCGCAAGGCAUGAUGCGCCCUAUGCCUGCCGAGCAGUUUCCUCCCGGGCAACCUGUACUCUACCUUCUUUCCCUCAACGGGACCUUCGAACGGAAAACAAUCGCUGUUCCUUUUGCUCCCGAUAGCCUACGAAUCGGCCGCCAAACAAACCAAAAAACAAUCCCGACGCCCACCAACGGGUUCUUUGACAGUAAAGUGCUGUCCAGACAACACGCUGAGAUUUAUGCCGAGCGCAACGGGAAAAUCUACAUCCGCGAUGUUAAGUCCUCAAACGGCACAUUUGUCAACGGCACGCGCCUCUCACAGGAGAAUCGUGAAUCAGAGCCCCAUGAGCUUCAGACCUCGGACCACCUUGAACUUGGUAUCGACAUCGUUAGUGAAGAUCAGAAGACUGUAGUUCACCACAAGGUGGCUGCCAAGGUCGAACAUGCCGGGUUCUUGAGCUCCUCGAACAACGUACUCGACAUGAACUUUGGCGAUCUUGACCCAGCCAACGGUGCCAUGAUGAUUCCCUCCGGCGCCAUGCCAAUGCGAGGGCGCAAUGGCAGCAAUGUCUCUAUGGCCAACAAUGGCCGGAUGAUGUCUAAUGGAGGUGGUAUGGGCAUGCAGCCUAACGGAAUUCCGCAACAAAGACCCUUCUUCCUCACACCAAUUGCCACCGAUCAAAUUCUCAAGCGACUUGCUAACGAAAUGCGAAGCGCUCGUGUCCAGGCCCAAGACCUGGGUCGGACGAACCAAUUCGUGAACACACUCCUAUCGAAGGAAGACUUGAAAGACCUCGAGAAACCAGAAGCUCCGCAGCCGCCCAAGCCGCAGCCCAUGGUUAAUGGAAACGGUAUUCCAUUCCGAUCCGACCCUAAGGCGCGUUUCUCGGACCCUCCUGCACCCCCACCACAACAACCACUUCCCGAAAAGCCGGAUGUGCCUUCACUGAAGCGAGGCCCAACCGAGCGACCGAAAUCCGGCCCGCCAAAUGGUUCCCCUGUUCGACAAGACAACCUUAGCCAGAUCAUUCAACUCACAGAGGCUCUUAACAACGCCAAGCGAGAUAUUGACACGCAGACCGUCCGUAUGCGCGAGCUUGAAGAGAUGCUCCAGAAGGAGCGCCUCGCACGUGAGGAGGCAGAAGACUUGGCUAAGCGGCUGGAGGAGACCGCGACUACCCACACAAACGGCUCCGCUGUCCAUGGCGAGGCAGAUGGCAUCAACGGCACACUGGCUGAGGAGGAGGACGUUGCAGACGUUCAGGAACAAGAGGCUAUCGAGGAGGUCAACCCGGCUGUUGACCCGGCUCAGGAGACCGCUACCGCUCUCCAGGCCCGCAUCGAUAUUAUGGACAGUCAGAUGCGGGAUAUGAAAGAGCAGAUGGAGGAGUGGAAGCAGCGAUGCGAGGUUGCCGAAUCUGAACGAGAUGCCGACAGAAAGACUCUAGCGGAGAUGGUUGUCCAACUUCGCGCGGAGGAGGCAGCCAGAGAGGAGGCCCAGAGGAAGGCUCGAUCUCGAUCAAGGCAGCGGCUUGCCGCAGCCACGGCUGCCGAGGUCGACGAGGAAACCACUUCAGAAGCCAACGAGGACUCUGUUGAGAAGUCUCAGACUGAUGGCUCUGGCCCCACCACCAAGUCGAUCGAUGCGCCGAGCCUUUCUCGAGCCAACACCAUUAAGCCGAUGACCUCCGAUAAGGGAGCACUCGCACAGGAACACCGUCUGCAGGCUGCUUUGCCUUUCGCAUCGAUGUUCGGCGUCGUGCUCUUCGGCGUGGGCUUGAUGGCAUAUCUUAAUGGGUGGCAGGCCCAACCACCCAACUCUGAGCAAUGA
This is a messenger RNA of Ilyonectria robusta, 2241 nucleotides long. RefSeq lists its product as uncharacterized. Lineage: Eukaryota; Fungi; Ascomycota; Sordariomycetes; Hypocreales; Nectriaceae. The record is from RefSeq and is a predicted model, not a curated record. The transcript is spliced from 2 exons. The coding region runs from base 1 to 2241 and encodes 746 amino acids. Gene Ontology annotation, molecular function: protein binding. Gene Ontology annotation, cellular component: cytoplasm.